AUGGGGGGCGGAGGCCAGCAGACGGAGUCAGGCGAGCCGGCCAAGGGUGACAGGGGUGGGCUCGGUGGAGGGCGAGGUGGCAGUGCAGUCUACACCUGGGAAGAGGUCCAGAGGCACUCUCACAGAGGCGACCAGUGGUUGGUCAUCGACAGGAAGGUCUAUAACGUUACCCAGUGGGUGAAGAGACACCCGGGGGGCAUCAGGGUCAUCAGUCACUUUGCUGGAGAAGAUGCCACGGUCAGUAGCCUAACUAUGGAAGUUGUUGGUGAAAUGUUCUCAAGCUAUUCCAAUAAGACUGUUGCAAAUGUUAUAAUGUUGUAGGUUUAGAAAUGUUUAGUGGUCUGUCACUGUAUGACAUAUUACACAAGAUGUUAGUGGAUUGUACAUUUAUGGAUCCUAAUAUCAUGAUAAUCUCUCAACUAAUCUCACAGUGAAUUAAUUGUUAUUUAUUUUUACUGAGAGGACAUUUGUAUGUAUUUGUCUUAAACAACACAGAUUCAUCUAUAUCUCUGAUUUCUAGGAAGCAUUUUCCGCCUUCCAUCCUGAUCCUAAUUUUGUCCGGAAGUUUCUGAAGCCGUUGCUGAUUGGAGCGCUGGCACCCACAGAGCCCAGCCAAGACCAGGGGAAAAAUGUGAGGAUGCCUAUCUUUCUCUCUCCAUCUCCCUCUACAGCACCACGCCCAUAACAUACAUCGCUGUAGGCUACAUAAUGAAACAUAGAAUGUGAAGCCUAAAGCAUCUCUCCAUCUGACAUAGCACCACGCCCACUCUAACAUACUGUAGGUUUAGGAAGGGACCCGGGGACCAAUGCGAGGCCAAUCUUUCUCUUGCUAAUAGGGAAUUCCAUGCUACUCAGACAGAAUGCUGUGCAGAAUGGUACUUUCUACGACUGUGGUAAGAGCAGGUGUGAUGUGUAUGGAGAUAUUUCAAGACAAGGUUUACCUCCUACAGAUGUAGUGUGGCAUCUUCAGUCAUCUACUAUAACUAGGGCACAUUAUACCAGCCUGUCUAUGAGCCCAGAUGCCCCGCUGCCCGCUGUCUGUUUACCUAUUCAGGAGUCUUACCUCUUAUCCUGGUACUCUUCAGCUUUCUGUUACUCCUAUUUCCUUCUUCUUCUUCUUCUUCUUCUUCUUCUUCUUCUUCUUCUUCUUCUUCUUCUUCUUCAUUAUUUACACUAUCCUCCUCCUGUCCUCCUCCUCUCCUGUCCUCCUCCUCUCCUGUCCUCCUCCUCUCCUCUCCUCCUCCUCUCCUGUCCUCCUCCCUCUCCUGUCCUCCUCCUCUCCUCCACUCCCUCAAUUCUCAUCUCUCUACCAUCAUCCACCUUCCUCCUGGUUCAUCUUGGCUUUAUCACAGUUUGUCUUUCUGCAAUUCCUCGCAUCCUGUCACCUCGCCUCCUCGAAUCAAUAACAGUUUAAUUGAGAAAGACCCCUUACUUCAUACAUCUUUAUUUAUUAUUGAUCACCUCUACGCCAUACAGGCAGCACUGGUGCAGGACUUUCAGGCGUUGCGUGAUCAUGUGGAGAGAGAGGGACUCCUCCGUGCCCGCCCCCUGUUCUUCAGCCUCUACCUGGGCCACAUCCUGCUACUAGAGGCCCUGGCUUUGGGCCUGCUCUGGGUCUGGGGGACCAGCUGGAGCCUCACACUGCUCUGUUCCCUCAUGCUGGCCACGUCUCAGGUACCAUUACAGUAUUAUUAGGAAGCAGAAGGAGAUAUUUGACAGGCAGAUUCUAAGGUUAGGUAUAGGGAUCGAAGGUUAGUGUUAAGGUUAGGGGAUUAGGGUUAGGAUUAAGGUUAGGGUUGGUGGGGUUAGGGGAAAGGUUAAGGUUAGGAUUAAGGUUAGGGUUAGGGGAAAGGAUAGGGUUGGUGGGGUUAGGGUAAAGGUUAGGCAUAGGGUUAGGGUUAGGGGAAAGGUUAAGGUUAGGAUUAAGGAUAGGGUUGGUGAGGUUAGGGUAAAGGUUAGGCAUAGGGUUAGGGUUAGGGGAAAGGUUAAGGUUAGGAUUAAGGAUAGGGUUGGUGGGGUUAGGGUAAAGGUUAGGCAUAGGGUUACCGAACCACCUUUCAGACACCAUUCACACUCUGCAUUUCUUUUUCCCUCUCAGUCCCAGGCUGGCUGGCUGCAGCAUGACUUCGGCCACCUGUCAGUCUUCAAGAAAUCCAGUUGGAAUCACAUACUGCAAAAGUUUGUCAUUGGACAUCUAAAGGUAAGCUACUGGACAAUGGUUGGACAUUUGUCACGAGUGUCAGUGUAAUGCGGUGGAUCGAAGUCAGGCGCAGGACACAGAACUCAUUGAAACGUACUUUACUGAAUAAGUAAAGACACCAAUACAAAAUACCUCCACACAGGCAGGAACAAACCCGCUCACCAAACGACACACGAAACGAAAAACAAACACGCACAAAACACAUUGGGAGCCACCGGGUUAAAUAGGGAAGGAGUAAUCACAUAAUGGGAAACAGGUGUGUAACAAUCAGACAACAGGUGCAACAUAGAAAAUAGAUCGGCAGCAGCUAGUAUUCCGGUGACGACAAACGCCGAAGCCUGCCCGAGCAAGGAGGAGGGGCAGCCUCGGCAGAAUCCGUGACAGUACCCCGCCCCUGACACGCGGCUCCAGCUGUGCGUCGACACCGGCCUCGAGGACAGCCAGGAGGACACGGCGCGGGGCGAGUCGGAUGACUGCGGUGGAAAUCCCUCAACAUGGAGGGAUCGAGGAUGUCCCUCCUAGGGACCCAGCACCAUUCCUCCGGACCGUACCCCUCCCACACCACGAGAUACUGCAGCCCCCCCCACCCGACGCCUCGAAUCCACGAUGGAACGGACCGAGUACACCGGUGCCCCCUCGAUGUCCAGUGGGGGCGGAGGAACCUCCCGUAUCUCAGACUCCUGGAGUGGACCAGCUACCAUCGGCCUGAGGAGAGACACAUCGAACGAGGGGUUAAUAUGAUUAUCAGGAGGAAGCGGUAACCUAUAACAUACCUCGUUCAAUCUCCUCAGGACUUUGAAUGGCCCCACAAACCGCCGGCCCAGCUUCCGGCAGGGCAGGCGAAGGGGCAGGUUUCGGGUCGAGAGCCAGACCCGGUCCCCUGGGGCAUACACUGGAGCCUCACUGCGGUGGCGGUUGGCGCUCGCCUUUUUCUGCCCGAUGGCCCGUUGCAGGCGCACAUGGGCAGCGUUCCAGGUCUCCUGCGAGCGCCGAAACCAUUCAUCCACCGCAGGUGCCUCGAUCUGGCUCUGAUGCCAAGGUGCCAGAACCGGCUGAUAACCUAGUACACAUUGGAAUGGAGUAAGGUUAGUGGAGGAGUGGUGGAGGGAGUUUUGGGCCAUCUCUGCCCAUGGGAGGAAAACCGACCACUCCCCCCGCUGGUCCUGGCAAUACGACCUCAGAAACCUACCCACCUCCUGGUUGACUCUCUCCACCUGCCCGUUGCUUUCGAGGUGAAAUCCUGAGGUCAGGCUGACCGAGACUCCCAGACGUUCCAUGAACGCCCUCCAGACUCUCGAGGUGAACUUGGAACCCCAAUCAGACACUAUAUCCUCAGGUAUCCUAUAGUGCCGGAAGACGUGUGUAAAUAGGGCCUAAGCAGUCUGUAGGGGCGUAGGGAGACCGGGCAGAGGAAUGAGGCAGCAGGACUUAGAAAACCGAUCCACAACGACCAGGAUCGUGGUGUUCCCUUGUGAGGGGGGAAGAUCCGUCACGAAGUCCACCGAUAGGUGACCCCACAGUCGUUGUGGAACGGGUAGGGGUUGCAAUUUCCCUCUGGGCAGGUGUCUAGGAGCCUUACACUGGGCGCACACCGAGCAGGAGGAAACAUAAACCCUCACGUCCUUAGCUAAGGUGGGCCACCAAUAUUUCUCACUAAGACAAUGCACUGUCCGACCGAUACCAGGAUGACCAGAGGAGGGUGACGUGUGAGCCCAAUAGAUCAAACGAUCGCGGACCUCCAGCGGAACGUACAUACGACCCUCUGGAUACCGGGGAGGAGUGGGUUCAUUACGCAAUGCCCGCUCGAUGUCAGCGUCCACCUCCCACACCACCGGUGCCACCAGACACGACACCGGAAGUAUGGGAGUGGGCUCCACGGAACUCUCCUCCGUGUCAUACAGUCGGGACAGAGCAUCUGCCUUAGCGUUCUGGGAACCUGGCCUGUACGAAAGGGUGAAAACAAAACGGGCGAGAAACAUGGACUACCUUGCCUGGCGAGGGUUUAAUCUCCUCGCCGCCCGGAUGUACUCCAGAUUGCGGUGGUCAGUCAAAAUGAGAAAAGGGUGUUUAGCCCCCUCAAGCCAAUGUCUCCACGCUUUCAGGGCUUGGACCACAGCCAACAGCUCCCGGUCCCCCACAUCAUAGUUGCGCUCCGCCGGGCUGAGCUUCUUCGAAAAGAACGCACAGGGGCGGAGCUUGGGUGGUGUGCCCGAGCGCUGGGAAAGUACAGCACCUAUCCCAGCCUCCGACGUGUCCACCUCAAUUGUGAAAGCCAAGGAGGGAUCCGGAUGAGCCAGCACUGGAGCCGAGGUAAACAGGUUUUUCAGAUGACUGAACGCCCUGUCCGCCUCAGCUGACCACCGCAGUCGCACCGGUCCCCCCUUCAGCAAGGAGGUAAUGGGAGCCGCUACCUGACCAAAGCCCCGGAAUAACCUCCGGUAGUAGUUGACAAACCCUAAAAAUCGCUGCACCUCCUUCACCGUGGUUGGAGUCACCCAAUUACGCAUGGCCGAAAUGCGGUCACUCUCCAUCCUCACCCCAGACGCAGACAGGUGGUGCCCUAGGAAGGAGAUGGACUCCUGCAAGAACAGGCAUUUCUCCGCCUUGGCAUACAGGUCAUGUUUCAACAGUCGUCCAAGAACUUUACGCACCAGGGACACAUGCUCGGCCCGUGUAGCGGAGUAUAUGAGAAUGUCAUCAAUAUACACCACUACACCCUGUCCGUGCAGAUCCCUGAAAAUCUCAUCGACAAAGGAUUGGAAGACUGAUGGAGCAUUCAUCAACCCGUACGGCAUGACAAGGUACUCAUAGUGUCCUGAGGUAGUACUGAAUGCCGUCUUCCACUCAUCUCCUUCCCGGAUACGCACCAGGUUGUACGCGCUCCUGAGAUCCAAUUUCGUGAAGAAGCGCGCCCCGUGCAAUGACUCCGUCAUAUAAGCUAUCAGAGGUAAUGGAUAGCUGUACUUGACGGUGAUCUGAUUAAGACCACGGUAAUCAAUGCACGGGCGUAACCCACCAUCCUUCUUCACGAAAAAGAAACUUGAGGAAACAGGUGAAGUGGAAGGCCGAAUGUAUCCCUGCCUGAGAGAUUCAGAGACAUAUGUUUCCAUAGCCGCCUUCUCCUCCUGUGACAGAGGGUACAUGUGACUCCGGGGAAGUGCAGCGCCUACCUGGAGAUUUAUUGCACAAUCCCCCGGACGAUGGGGUGGUAAUUUAGUCGCCCUCUUUUUACUGAAGGCGAGAGCCAAAUCGGCAUACUCGGAAGGAAUGUGCAUGGUGGAGACCUGGUUUGGGACUCUCCACCGUAGUAGCCCCUAAGGAAACCCCUACACAUCUCCCUGAGCACAGACUGGACCAUCCCUUGACAGCCCUCUGUUGCCAGGAAAUAGUGGGGUCAUGAGUGGUUAACCAGGGAAGUCCCAACACCACAGGAUACGCAGGAGAAUCAAUCAGAUAGAGACUAAUCCUCUCCUCAUGACCCCCCUGCGUCCUCAUUAAGAGUGGUGCGGUAACCUCCCUGAUUAGGCCUGACCCUAGCGGGCGACUAUCUAAUGCGUGGACAGGGAAGGGCACAUCAACACGAACAGUGGGAAUCCCUAAACUAAGUGAAUACUGAUGAUCAAUGAAAUUCCCAGCUGCGCCUGGAUCUACUAACGCCUUAUGCUGGGAAUGAGGAGAAAACUCUGGGAAAACAACACAGCUGACCAACAGGGAGCUCUGGGUGAGUUGGGUGAUUACUCACCUGAGAUGGUCGACCAGUGCUCUGCCUACUGCUUUGACUCCCUGGGGACCCUCCCCAACACCGACCCGCAGUGUGUCCUCUGUGGCCACAGUUGGUGCAAGAUACGGCCCCUCUCCUGGUCUCCCUAAGCGCAGCACCUCCGAGCUCCAUGGGGGUAGGGUCGGAGGUGCUGGGAGAUAGAAUGAAUGGGCCCUGAUCAGAACGUCCGCGGGUCUCCAACAGGUUAUCCAGCCUGAUGGACAUCUCCACCAGUUGGUCCAGGUUGAGGUUGGUAUCCCUGCAGGCCAGUUCCCGCCGAACGUCCUCCCUUAGGCUGCAACGAUAGUGGUCGAUCAGGGCCCUCUCAUUCCAUCCGGCACUGGCUGCCAGAGUCCUGAACUACAGCGCAAAAUCCUGGGCGCUCCUCCUCUCCUGUCUUAGGUGGAACAGACGCUCGUCCGCCACUCUCCCCUCUGGUGGAUGAUCGAAUACCGCCCGGAAGCGGCGUGUUAAAUCCUCGUAGCGGACAUAUGUAGCGUCAAUUCCUCCCCACUCGGCGUUGGCCCACUCGAGCGCCUUCCCCGACAGACAGGAGUUGAGGGCGGACACGCUCUCGUAUCCCGAGGGCGCCGGGUGAAUGGUUGCCAGGUAGAGCUCUACCUGGAGAAGGAAACCCUGACACCCGGCUGGUGUACCAUCAUAUGCCCUCGGGAGCGAGAGCCGAAUCCCACUGGACCCAGGUGGCGAAGGGGUGGACAGUGGUGUGGGAGGUUGAGUGGUUGGAGGAGGUGUAGGAAGGCCACCUCUCUCCCAUCGGUCCAUAGUAUUCACCACCCUCUCCAUAGCGGUGCCGAGAGCCUGGAUCAUGCUCUCCUGUCGUUGAACGCGUUCCUCCAUCGAUCCGGACUGACUGGCUGUACCUGCUGACUCCAUAAAUGGUGUGUAUUUCUGUCACGAGUGUCAGUGUAAUGCGGUGGAUCGAAGUCAGGCGCAGGACACAGAACUCGUUGAAACAUACUUUUCCUGAUAAGUAAAGAAACCAAUACAAAAUACCUCCACACAGGGAGGAACAAACCCGCUCACCAAACGACACACGAAACGAAAAUCAAACACACACAAAACACAUUGGGAGCCACCGGGUGAAAUAGGGAAGGAGUAAUCACAUAAUGGGAAACAGGUGUGUAACAAUCAGACAACAGGUUGAACAUAGAAACAUAGAACAUAGAUCGGCAGCAGCUAGUAUUCCGGUGACGACAAACGCCAAAGCCUGCCCGAGCAAGGAGGAGGGGCAGCCUCGGCAGAAUCUGUGACAAAAUUUGACAAUACUGUUUCUUUAGGCUGAUCUUCUGCUACUCUUUGGGCCAGUUUCCCGGACACAGCUUAAAGCUAGUCCUGGACUGAAAACCAUUCUCAAUGGAUAAUCUCCUUUGAAAGUACAUUUUACUCCAGCACUAGGUUUAAUCUGUGUUCAGGAAACUGGCCCUUUCACUUUCCGACAUUCACAAGAGCAGUGUUACAUUUCCAAGGUCACUGCUCUACAUUAGCCUUAUUUCGUGGAGUGUCCCAACAGUUGGAAGUUACAGUAAGUGUAAUUGUGUUUACCAGUGAUACGUAACAGUAGCUGUGUGUUUCCAGGGUGCCUCUGCUAACUGGUGGAACCAUCGUCACUUCCAGCACCACGCUAAACCCAACGUGUUGAGUAAAGAUCCUGAUAUCAACUCACUGCAUGUCUUCGUCCUGGGAGACAAACAGCCUGUAGAGGUAGCUAUCACUAUAAUGGAUCUGUGAAUGUGAUCCCUGCGGGAACUGAACCCGCAACCUUAGUGCUUUAUGACCCAUCUGACUCCAUGUUAUAUUUGAAUAAUCAUGUAAGAAUUAAUGUAAUAAUAUGAAUGUAAUAUUCAAAUAUCCAUGUAAUAGUUAAUUAAAUUAAUGUAAUAUUCAUGAAAUAACCAUGUAACGGUUUGGCUCUGUAGUGUUGAAACGGUAUUAGUGCUUUUGUGUAAGAUCCAUCUGACUCCUUGUCUCUGUCUAUUGCAGUAUGGUAUAAAGAAGUUGAAGUACAUGCCUUACCAUCACCAACACAAGUACUUCUUCCUCAGUAAGUUUCAUGAAUUUCUGUAUAGCAUCACAUCAAUUAUAGCAUCACAUCAACUUCCAUUGAACACAUAAAAUCAAUAGAUAGACGGCUGAUGCAUGCAUGUAUGUAUGUAUGUAUGUAUGUAUGUAUGUAUGUAUGUAUGUAAUACCUAUGUAGUAUUUUCCUUCUGUCUCUCAGUUGGACCUCCACUACUUAUUCCAGUGUAUUUCCACAUCCAGAUAUUGCGGGCCAUGUUUUUACGACGGGACUGGGUGGUGAGAUUUCAUACCAACUAAACGUAUACUUAAUCCUCUUCAUUCCUACAGUGGGGAGAACAAGUAUUUGAUACACUGCCGAUUUUGCAGGUUUUCCUACUUACAAAGCAUGUAGAGGUCUGUCAUUUUUAUCAUAGGUACACUUCAACUGUGAGAGACGGAAUCUAAAACAAAAAUCCAGAAAAUCACAUUGUAUGAUUUUUAAGUAAUUAAUUUGCAUUUUAUUGCAUGACAUAAGUAUUUGAUACAUCAGAAAAGCAGAACUUAAUAUUUGGUAAAGAAACCUUUGUUUGCAAUUACAGAGAUCAUACGUUUCCUGUAGAUCUUGACCAGGUUUGCACACACUGCUGCAGGGAUUUUGGCCCACUCCUCCAUACAGACCUUCUCCAGAUCCUUCAGGUUUCGGGGCUGUCGCUGGGCAAUACGGACUUUCAACUCCCCCCAAAGAUGUUCUAUUGGGUUCAGGUCUGGAGACUGGCUAGGCCACUCCAGGACCUUGAGAUGCUUCUUACGGAGCCACUCCUUAGUUGCCCUGGCUGUGUGUUUCGGGUCGUUGUCAUGCUGGAAGACCCAGCCACGACCCAUCUUCAAUGCUCUUACUGAGGGAAGGAGGUUGAUGGCCAAGAUCUCACGAUACAUGGCCCCAUCCAUCCUCCCCUCAAUACGGUGCAGUCGUCCUGUCCCCUUUGCAGAAAAGCAUCCCCAAAGAAUGAUGUUUCCACCUCCAUGCUUCACGGUUGGGAUGGUGUUCUUGGGGUUGUACUCAUCCUUCUUCUUCCUCCAAACACGGCGAGUGGAGUUUAGACCAAAAAGCUCUAUUUUUGUCUCAUCAGACCACAUGACCUUUUCCCAUUCCUCCUCUGGAUCAUCCAGAUGGUCAUUGGCAAACUUCAGACGGGCCUGGACAUGCGCUGGCUUGAGCAGGGGGACCUUGCAUGCACUGCAGGAUUUUAAUCCAUGACGGCGUAGUGUGUUACUAAUGGUUUUCUUUGAGACUGUGGUCCCAGCUCUCUUCAGGUCAUUGACCAGGUCCUGCCAUGUAGUUCUGGGCUGAUCCCUCACCUUCCUCAUGAUCAUUGAUGCCCCACGAGGUGAGAUCUUGCAUGGAGCCCCAGACCGAGGGUGAUUGACCGUCAUCUUGAACUUCUUCCAUUUUCUAAUAAUUGUGCCAACAGUUGUUGCCUUCUCACCAAGCUGCUUGCCUAUUGUCCUGUAGCCCAUCCCAGCCUUGUGCAGGUCUACAAUUUUAUCCCUGAUGUCCUUACACAGCUCUCUGGUCUUGGCCAUUGUGGAGAGGUUGGAGUCUGUUUGAUUGAGUGUGUGGACAGGUGUCUUUUAUACAGGUAAUGAGUUCAAACAGGUGCAGUUAAUACAGGUAAUGAGUGGAGAACAGGAGGGCUUCUUAAAGAAAAACUAACAGGUCUGUGAGAGCCGGAAUUCUUACUGGUUGGUAGGUGAUCAAAUACUUAUGUCAUGCAAUAAAAUGCAAAUGAAUUACUUAAAAAUCAUACAAUGUGAUUUUCUGGAUUUACAGACCUCUACAUGCUUUGUAAGUAGGAAAACCUGCAAAAUCGGCAGUGUAUCAAAUACUUGUUCUCCCCACUGUAUGUGGAACAUAAAGCUUCCACGAGAGAGAGACACCUGUAAUGAUAUGAUUACGCUAACACCUGGGGGCACUAAAUGCUUGUUCAUUGCUCACUAAAGCUAGCAAGCAUAAUAUUGCACCACCAACAACACACUGACUGUACCGUCAGAGAUGACUAACUUCAUAAUCACAGUGAUAAUUGUUGCUUUGGUAGGAUCCCAGAUGUGAUAAUGUCUGUCCAUAAUACCAAUCUUUGUCUCCUGUGAAGGAUCUGGCGUGGUCGAUGACUUUCUACCUCCGCUUCUUCUGCUGUUACUACCCCUUCUUUGGUUUCUUUGGCUCAGUAGCCUUGAUCAGCUUCGUCAGGUAAAGUAUGAACUGAGAGGGAGCUGAAAGAUUCGUUCAUUCAUUCGCUGGUUCGCUAACUCACUCACUGAUUCAUUCAUUAAUUGUAUUCAAACUAUCUACAGUAUAGAAAACAACAAUGAUGUGCUUGAUGUAAGAAUUUAACAUAGUAUUGUGGCUGAAUAAUUGUAUUGUGAAUAUUGUACUGUAUAUAGGUUUUUGGAAAGCCACUGGUUUGUUUGGGUGACCCAGAUGAAUCAUCUUCCUAUGGAGAUGGAUCACGAGAGACACCAGGACUGGCUCACCAUGCAGGUAACGUGUCAUUAAUAUUCACAAAGCGUCUUGGAGAAGGAGUGCUGGUCUAGGAAUAGGUCCCCCCUGUCCUUACAAUCCUAUUCAUCAUUAUCUUAAAAGGCUAAACUGAUCCUAGAACAGCACUUCUACUCUUGACGCUUUGUGAAUACAGGUCCUGGUGUGUUUUCUGGGGCUGUGCUAUCCGUAGUUCUCCAGUAGAGGGUGCUAUAACGUGUUUAUUUCUCCUGUCUCAGUUGAGUGCUACUUGCAACAUUGAACAGUCACCUUUCAACGACUGGUUCAGUGGACACCUCAACUUUCAGAUUGAACACCAGUAAGUGAAACAAAUAUCACACUUUACUGUUGUCUGUGUCAACAGCAUAUAUUGUAUUUAUAAGGUCAUUGACAUAAUAAAGUAGGUAAUAGUUUAAGCAGUUUGCAGCUUCAUUUGAUCUUAAAUAUAACUUAACAGUUGUUUUGUACUAAUUACUGUAUCUCGUAAUAGUGUUUAGAUACAAUAUCGAUACAAUCCUACUCAGAAACUGAGGUUUCUCUGAGAAACUCUGAUAGCGUCUGCUCUCUGUCUCUCCCUCCCUCUCUCUCUGUCUCUCCCUCCCUCUCUCACCUUCCUCCACCCUUCUCCCUCCCUCUCUCUCUGCCUGCCUCCUUCUUUCUCUCUCUCUCUCUCUCUCCUCUCUCUCUCUCUCUCUCUCUCUCUCUCUGUCUGUCCCCCUCACCCCCCCACCUCCCUCCCAGUCUGUUUCCUACCAUGCCCCGUCAUAACUACCACCUGGUGGCUCCUCUGGUGCGUGCUUUGUGUGAGAAACAUGGAGUUCCCUAUCAGGUCAAGACCAUGCAGCAAGGCCUCACUGAUGUUGUCAGGUAAAACAAGUGUUUUAAUGAAUACUUUUAAGUGCUAUCCUCUGGGAAUACAUUGUACAUCAUAAGUGGUCCUCUGUAGCUCAGCUGGUAGAGCACGGCGCUUGUAACGCCAAGGCAGUGGGUUCGAUCCCCGGGACCACCCAUACACAAAAAUUUAUGCACGCAUGACUGUAAGUCGCUUUGGAUAAAAGCGUCUGCUAAAUGGCAUAUUAUUAUUAUUAUUAUUAUUAUUAUUAUUAUUAUUAUUAUUAUAAGGUGAUACCUGCUGCUCUCAGGCUCCUCUGUGAUUUACCUGGUUUGUUAUCCACCUCUGUUCCUCCCCAGGUCACUGAAGAAGUCAGGCGAUCUGUGGCUGGAUGCAUAUCUUCAUAAAUAA
Molecule: messenger RNA, 11758 nt
Organism: Coregonus sp. 'balchen'
Lineage: Eukaryota; Metazoa; Chordata; Actinopteri; Salmoniformes; Salmonidae
Source: the annotation of a GenBank genome assembly